UCUCAUUCUCAAAUCAUAAUAAACUUUUCCUAUAUUUCUUUAAUUUGGUUACAUAUCGUCUUGCUGAAGAUCAGAGAUUAUAGAAUCAUGGGAGACUCUUCUGCUUCAUACAUACACUUGGUGCACCACCUGAUUGAGAAGUGUCUGAUCUUCCACAUGACUAAAGAAGAGUGCGUUGAAGCACUUUCAAAAUAUGGAAACGUCGAACCUGUCAUCACCUCCACUGUGUGGAAUGAACUGGAGAAAGAAAACAAGCAAUUCUUUGAGACCUAUGCUCAAUCUCAAGAGAGCAAAGCAGACGAUCGGAUUGUCGGAGGAAGGAUAAGUCAAACGGUCAAGAAGAUGAUUCCGGAUUCGUCCAAAGAUUCCAACGGCUGACAUGCAUAUAUGAAAGCGAUCUUACCUUUGGGUUAUGGUUGUUUGCUAGCUACAGUUUAGUACCUUAAAAUUCUACGAUCCCGACUCCCUACACAAAAUGACAGAACCAUGCAUAUAAUGUCAAAUUAUACGGGAGAUCACGGAUAAAUCGCAUCCAGUAGUAACCAAUCAGGACAGGCCACGUUA
Messenger RNA from Alnus glutinosa, 564 nucleotides. RefSeq lists its product as uncharacterized. Lineage: Eukaryota; Viridiplantae; Streptophyta; Magnoliopsida; Fagales; Betulaceae. The transcript has 3 exons. The record is from RefSeq and is a predicted model, not a curated record. Bases 88 to 378 code for a protein of 96 amino acids.